CUUCUCCCUUCUCUUUAAUUGUCACACUUCACAAAAUCUUCACCCGCAAAUCUUAUGCUGAAAAAUGGUUUCCGGGUUAAUUGGGUUUUCAGGUCAGCCCACUCUAAUAAGCUACCCAUAACUGGGAUGACACAACUGAGCAUCUCAACCUUUAAUAAGAUUUUGAAUGUUACAUCUCAGUCCAUUCUUCGUUAGAUCAACGAUAAAGCAAUCAAAUGAAGGUUACAUCUCUCCUUCCAGCAUAUUACUCAAAUGGAACAUUUCAACCUUCUAAGCUUUUGAUAGACCAUAAAUAGGAAUCUAACCUGUCUUGCGAAAUCCAUCCUGUCAUGGCUGAAAUGUUCUGGGCAUUGGCUUUGGCUUGCCUCUGCUGGCCUCUGGCCCUCAGCAAUGCCCAAGCACCAGAAUCUACACCCGCAAAAUUACCAACCAAAACACCAGCAGCACCUUCUAACUUGCCAACUAGAGUUCCUGCUGCAAGGCCGACCUCUUCAGCCGCACCAGUAUCAGCCAUGAAACCCCCUGUUGUGGCAUCAACACCAUCCACUUCUUGGAGACCACCAGCAGCAACCCAGCCACCUGCAACCUCCAAAGUGCCAGCUGCAAGGCCUGCCUCCUCUGCUGCACCAUUAGCAGCUGCAAAAGCUCCAGCUGUGGCAGCAACACCAUCCACUUCUAGUAAACCACCAGCAGCAACACAGCCACCUGCAACCUCCAAAGUGCCAACUGCAAGGCCUGCCUCCUCAGCUGCACCAUUAGCAGCUGAAAAAGCCCCUGUUGUGGCUGUUAGACCUACCACUUCUGCUGCACCACAAGUGGCUGCAAAAGCCCCUAUUACAGCUGCAAGGCCCGCCUUGUCUGCUGCACCGCUGGUGGCUGCAAAACCCCCCGUUGUGGCUGCAAGGCCUGCCUUGUCUGCUGCACCGCUGUUGGCUGCAAAACCCCCCAUUGCGGCUGCAAGGCCGCCCUUGGCUGUUGCACCGUUAGUGGCUGCAAAACCGCCCAUUCUGGCAGUAACCCCUUCCACUUCAAGCAAACCACCAACAGCAACUCCCACAUCUGCACCUGUAAAACCCCCAGCACCCAAGGUUACACCAGCUAUCAGCCCAAAAGCCCCAACCCCUAAAAUUCCACCACCACAACCACCAAAAAGUCCACCCGUAGCAACUCCCAUACUGCCACCACCAUUAACACCAUCACCAGUUGCUUUACCACCACUAUUGCCACCUCCAACAAUAUCCCCAACACCAGACCAGACACCUCCAGCACCAGCACCAGCAAAGAAAAAACCAGCACCAGCUCCUGCACCCAAAAAGAAAGCACCAAUACCAUCACCUGUUCCUUCACCAUUGAUGGCCACACCAGCACUAGCCCCAGCACCAGUGGUGGAGACACCAGCCCCAGCACCUGAAGAAGACGUACCAGAACCACCUCCCCACAGGCACAGGAGAAGGAAGAAAAGUCAUAAACACAAGCACAAGAGACACCAAGCACUCAGUCCAGCGCUUGCACCCACAACUAUCCGGAGUCCCCCAGCACCACCAACAAGUACAAGUACAACGACUGUGGAUUCAGAAGAAGACACAGCACCAGCUCCAAGCCCAAAUUCAAAUGGGGCAACAUCAUACAAUCAACAGGUGGGCAAGUCGAGAAUAUGGGCAUCAACGGGACUUGCUACUGCCAUUUUCCUUGCCAUCACUGGCUUCAUCUGCUAGCACUCUCGUAUCCAAGGAUUCAAUCAAAAGUGCUAUUUGGCUUGCAAAAUAUGAAGCGAAGAGAACCAAUAAUGAAAUGCUACAACUAAAGGACAUGAUGGUGUUAUUUCAUUCUUUUUUCUUUUAUUUUUUAAUGUGUGUAUUUUUGCUUGGAAAUAUUUUUCAAAAUAUUUGCUUGGAUAUAAUAAUGAAUAUAAAUUUUCAAAUCA
Molecule: messenger RNA, 1924 nt
Organism: Prosopis cineraria
Lineage: Eukaryota; Viridiplantae; Streptophyta; Magnoliopsida; Fabales; Fabaceae
Product: lysine-rich arabinogalactan protein 19-like
Exons: 2
Coding region: 330-1715 (461 amino acids)
Cellular component (GO): plasma membrane
Source: RefSeq, a predicted model, not a curated record